This is a messenger RNA of Ceratina calcarata, 10993 nucleotides long. It is a transcript of the gene Rbcn-3A, whose product is annotated as rabconnectin-3 alpha. The transcript is spliced from 37 exons. Gene Ontology annotation, biological process: vacuolar acidification. Bases 175 to 10377 code for a protein of 3400 amino acids. NCBI's taxonomy places the organism in Eukaryota, Metazoa, Arthropoda, Insecta, Hymenoptera, Apidae. The record is from RefSeq and is a predicted model, not a curated record. Gene Ontology annotation, molecular function: protein binding. Gene Ontology annotation, cellular component: RAVE complex.
AAAUCCAUUUAAAGAUGGCUGCUAUUGAAGGAAGGUGCUGCCGUGUGAUGUCACUUUCGGGCAACGUUGUAGCUGAGAAAAAUUGUUAAAAUCCGUUGGCCAACGAUUGAACAACCAACGCCUACAGUCGGAAAAUUAUCUCGAUAAAGAAUGAUCUAAUACCCGGUGGAGACAAUGAAUUGUCAUCAAAUAUUAAGUGGAGCUUGCAACGCAGGUGAUCGCUGCUACGCUGUAGGCUCCGUCGAAGGGAUCUCGUUUACCGCAUAUGCAGCAGGUUGUAAUAUAGUAAUUCUAGCUAAUAACUUUGAAAGAGUCCAAAUAAUUCCUGGAGCUGUACAUAACUAUAUAAGAAUCAGUUGCCUGGACUGCAGCACUGAUACUGGUAAAAUAGCUGCUGCUUAUGAAAACCAAGUCUGCAUAUUUGAGCCUACGCCACUUAUUCAUAGCACAUGUUCUCAUCAACUGGAGUAUCGAUGGGUUCAAACUGGUAGUCUGACGACUGAGUCGAAUAUCAGUGCUCUGUCAUGGAAUUUGGAAGGAACGAGAUUAUUAACCGGAGGAGAACUUUUACAAUUAUGGCACCAAAAUAUAACACCGUUUCAGGAAGAACACCUGAUGAAGAAUGUAUUACGAACUCAGGAAGGUAUUGUAACUGGGCGCGAAGAAAAUACUUCAAAUGUUCCUCCGGACUCUGCUACAGUCACAUUUUCCAUCGGCGGAGACGCCGAGAGUCCAGCGCCUGCAGAUUCAAAUAGCGGGAACGAGCCAGGAGCGUGGAAUUGCGUUUGGAAGUGCCGCACGGCCACACCGGUGCAUCUGAUGAGCUUCAGCCCGGACGGUACAUUGUUCGCUACGACGGGAUACAACGAUAGAUUAGUCAAGAUAUGGUUUGAGAAUAAACAACUGUUUUCAUCGAGAAAUAUGGAUCACUCGAACGUGACAGAAUGUCUCGGUAGCGACAGUUAUAGUUUUGUAUACGUUGCCCAUCCUCGAGCAGUGACACAUUUAUCUUGGCGAAAGACUAGCAAAUAUAUGCCGAAGCGAUCGGGGUCCAACAUGCUGGUCACAUCUUGUAGGGACAACAUUUGUCGAGUAUGGGCAGAGACGAUACCGCCGGAGGUCGAAGGUCUGGCUAACAUGAGCCAGUUUGAGGGCUCCGACAAGCACGACCACCAUGGCAAGCAUCGGCAUCACAAUAUGCACAAACAUCGUUUCAUGCAACGUCUCAAGCACAUGAAGAUAUACGUCUUUUGCAGAACCUGUUUUCAUAUUCGCCGACACGCGAAGCAGCAGCACCAAGCUGGCCACACCACGGCGACCACUUUACCGACUUUACCUUCGACGUAUUCCGUUCACGAUUUUCAUAAUAGUUAUCAAGGGACGGGGCACUAUCCAGGAAUGCAUUUUCACUUGGCAGCCAGUAUCAAUGCAGAAACUGAUAUACCGCUGGUACCGAGUUUAAUCACCGGAGAUCCUGAAAGAGAGCCGAACUUCAUCCUCCAUUGGUUGAAUAAUAAGGAAAUGCAUUUUACCAUGCAAGCUGAAAGUAUUUUACAAGAACUGACUCGUAAAGUAGUAGAGAAGGAAGAAGGAUUGCAUCAGCAAGACGUAGAACAUGCCGAGCAUGAUUCCGAAGAAGAAGGUUUAUCGAAAAAAGGGGUAAGAUCACAAGCCGUACAAAAAACAGGAGGCACUAUUCGAUCCAUGAGCCAAGAAGAACACAGUAGCGACGAACAUCAUACAGCUCACACAGUUUCAUCGCAUCAUAGUUUACCACAUAGCGCACAUUCCCAUCAAAGUCUUAGUAAUACUACAUCAAUUAAUUCUAUCGCGACCGACGUUACGCCUUCGAUGAACCACGUCCCGGAUUCCCUGGAUACAAAAAUAGAGACGUUGUUGCGCGAUUGGCAUCAUAAUCCGGAUCUACUAUUUUCGAUUCAUCCGAUAGAUGGGAGCUUUUUGAUUUGGCAUAUUGAAUGGCUGGACGAGUAUCAUCCAGGCUCGUUUCGGCAAGCACAAAUAUCGUUUUCUACUAGAAUUCCGAAUGCAUUCCCUCUCGGCGACGCCUCCACGAUGAGCCACAACGUGUCGAUGUAUUCCCAUAAUACUGGCGGCCCUUUGUUAAACAUACGAGAAGUGGCAAAAUCCUCUACGAAAGUUUCAAACGAUGAUCAAAUUCAAAUUGUUACAGCUACUGAUGUUGCUACACCAUUACCAAGCUUGAUAGAGCAAGAUGAAGAACAGUCGACGUUGACGUCGCGGACCGGCCAGGAACUGUUAAAAAAUAUAGAAAAUUCUUCGGAUCCGAAUCAGAAUGCUGCUAAAGACAGGGAUGGUCAUUUGGAUACUGGGAAAACUAAUCAAGAAGCUGUGAACGACAUGUUGACCCAUCCGAGUCCGAUCGUCUCUAUGGUGUCGAAACAUUCGAAUGGAACUUUAAAUUUAUGGCAAUUAACAUUUGCCGAUAGAACGAAAUUUACACAAGUAUUAAGUAUUGGACAUGCGUCGAGAGCCUCGGGGCAUCGUUUCCGAGUGAACGAUAUUACUUGUCAUCCGGUGUUACCCUUACUGGUGACAACGUCGCAUCAUAAUCUACCUGAAUCCGGGUCUCAAUGUCAGAAUAGCGAUUCAACUGAGAAUCUAGAUAAUAAAUUGGACUGUAAUAAAACUACCCGGAAAGAUAUCUCGCCUACUGGAUUCUGUAGCGAAUUAAUACUCUGGCGUGUAGACACGGUCGGGCCUCUGUCAAAAAGCGGUGGGGUUUCCGAAUUGGCUCGUAUCAAUUCACCCGAGAUCUCAGCAUUUUGUAACGUCGCCUGGAUUCCGACAUUAUUACCGAGUACUACUUUAGGAAAUUUAUCAAAUUCUCCAAGCGCUUGUUUCGUUGCCAGCGACGGCGAAUGUUUAAGGGUAUAUCAAGCUGUCAUCGACGCUAGAACAUUGCUAGCCGAGGUAUCGAUUAGUGAACGAAGGAGCAGAAUGAUGGAUAAUUACUCCAUGGCAAGUAUUUCGACAGAUGUGUCGUCGGACGACGGCGUUCGGCACUCGAUACACGAUAGGAUAAAGAUAGUAUCUCAACAGUCUACAGCUAGGCCAGGAUGCGUUAUACAGUUGGAUGCUAUUGCCGAUGCUACGCACGAUUGGCAAAAUACGCAGUUCUUACAUGUAUUCCAAGAACAAUUGAUUACCGGAGAUAGAAACGAUGAGAAACAAUCCGGUGUAGACACCUCGGUAAAUGACUUAGGUUUAAUGGAGUCUACCUUAGAUGCCAUGGUAGAUCUGCAACAAUCAACGAUUUUCGAAGAACCGUUCUAUAUAGUUGUUUUAGAAAGGACGCAGCAAGGUACAGCUGUACACAUGUGGCGUUUGGUGAUCGCAUCUCAGCCUGAGACUACCGGAUUGUCGGAGUCGAUGAUGUACGUUCCGGAUUCUCAUUUGGUGCAAGACGAAGAGGAGGAGGGAACUCCGGGGCGCUACGGUCACGCAGACGGCAGAAGAUCUCGUCGAGCUAGUCAGAGCCAUCGCGAGAGUCAAGGCGAGACGGAUGUGUUCUUUCAAAGGCGACCUCAGAACAGUCACGUACUUAUCACAACUACGAAAGUAUGCACUCAGGAAUUGCCGUUACCAGACGGAGUCGAGGUGAUACACGCGGCACCGGCUGCUGGACACUUGAGCAGCUCUUCUAUAUAUCCUGCUUGCUUCGCACCGUAUAUCGUAGUUACUGCUUGCAGCGAUAGUACAAUACGUUUCUGGAAAUGCAAAGUGACGAAGGAACAACCAGAGGACAAACUGCACUAUGAAUGGUGCGAAUGGGAAAUGAUACGAAAAGAUCAAGAAUCGACGAUUGACAUUACAGGACAACCAUUGAACAUUAGCGCUGCGUACAGCGGGCGCAUCGCGUGCGCUUACAAGUAUGGAAAAUCAUUUACCCGUCCUACGAAAAGCGAUCCUGAUUCUCGAUACGUGAACCUGUGCGUCGCUAUAUUCGAAUGCGAGAGCACUGGCGGAAGCGAAUGGAUUUUAGAAGAUACUAUACACCUGAAAAAUAUCCAUUUACCAAGAAUUCAGGUGGAUCAACAUUUAGACCUGAGUUAUCUUUAUGAUAGCAAAUUCCUGCAGAAGAAACAAAGACUUACUCAGGUCUUGCAAACGCUUAGUCACGAAGAUGUGCGACUGCCGAGGAACGGAGAGAACGGGGAGAGCACUAAAUCAAAUGCAGGCUUGCUAGCUGUUCCAUCGUUCAGCACUCUACAGUCAUUACGAAAAUCGAUCAUAGAAAACGGCAACACUUGUCCCCUGACACAGAAGCAUCUCGUGCAGCUAGAUUGGGUAUCCAAAGAAGACGGUUCUCACAUUUUGACGGUGGCCGUCGGGUCAAAAAUCAUGUUGUUCACACCGGUGUGCUCGGACCUGGCUCAAGCGAACAUGAAAGCAAUGAAAGAAUCGCAAAGCAAUAAUCGUCCGAUACUUCGUAAAGCUUCGUCGCUGGCUCAGCCGCAAUUCGUCGACGAGAUUCGUUGGAUGAAACUACGAAAAAUCGAGUUAACCACCGCUGACGGUUUGCCACCGUUGCCUAUGCAAAUAUCCUGGGUGAGAGACGGAAUUCUAGUGGUCGGUAUGGAUUCCGAGAUGCACGUUUACUCUCAAUGGAAACCGAACCCGAAGAAGGAUUGUUUCCAUUCGAAUCUGCAACACCAGGAGUCGGACGAGUUCCAAGCUAGUCGAAACUUACGGGACGAGGAUCUGCGUACACUCGCGCAUGAAACUUCGCAGAGGCGCCUGGCCAACGUAUCUUCCAUGCCUCAUCUAUCCCGAGUUAGUAGCAUCAAUUUAACUAUGCUCGAUGCUAAGAAAAAGCGUGGAAUGCAGAAUGAGAACUUGAACUUCGAUUAUAUGCCAGAUUACGGUCUGUUCGAGGCGUCGAGAAUCGCCUGUCCAGUUCUACCUCAGUAUCACCCGAAGCAGUUGAUGGAAUUAUUGAAUUCCGGGAAGAUUCGAUGGGUAAAAGCUAUAUUAGCGCAUCUAGUCCGAUGUAUAGGGAGUUCUUGUUCGUUGAGGGCCGACGACGAGAGUUUGAUGAAGCAACGAGGCGGCGCAUGGUCGCGUUCCAGGACGAUGUCGGUCAGCUACGUAGGCACUACCUCGCCCCUGGAGCCUAGAGGCUCGACCACGCAAAUACCGGAAGAGCUCACGUUAGAUUACGCAGAGAUAACGUCGAUAUCUCCCUUGCCGCUUUGGACCUUGUUGAUCGCGGACAAGGAAACGAACGUCCCGCUUCAGCACAAAACCGAGGACAAGCAAGAUUAUAAUGAACUGUUCGACAGCAAUUUAGACGAGGGUGAGUCGCUGGACGACAUGCUCGACGAGGAUUACGAUUGCACGCGACAGAAGGACAGGCGUUCGUCGGUACCGGAGAGGCAAGGGAUAUCUCAUUUCGGGCCGAGGCAAGGUAGACUCUUGUCGCGGUUACUCACGCACACGCAUUUACCGGGCUUGUCGAGCUUGGAUCAAAUGCAUUUGCUCGCCUUAGCUGACACUGUCUCUACGUGCAAUGUCGAUUUCGCGGAACGAUUCGCAAUAGACGCCGCAAAGAAUGCCAUAGCGAAGGAAAAUUUGACUGGCAUCCCAGACGGAGAGAAUAUCUCGAUGGAUUCGUUGGACGACUGCGGUCUAAGAUUCUUGUUAGCGAUGAAACACUACAAUUAUUUGAUACGUUGUCUUCCUUUGGCUCAGAGAGCACAAUUCCAGAAGCAGGGUAUAUCUUCGAACAAUCUUGUUUGGGCGUCACAUUCUGAAUCCGAGGAAGAGCUACUGAAUUUGAUUCCUUCUUAUGCGAAGGGACAACCGAAAUGGAACGUACUAAAGGAGCUUGGGAUCGGUUGGUGGAUCAGGAACAACGCUGUGUUGAAGAAAUGCAUUGAGAAGAUUGCUAAAGCAGCGUUCCAGUUGCAGCAGGAUCCUCUCGACGCGGCCCUCUACUAUUUGGCGAUGAAAAAGAAGAAUAUCGUAUGGGGCUUGUUCAGAAAUAAACGGGACGACAGAAUGACGGCUUUCUUCUCUAAUAAUUUUACAGAGGAUCGUUGGAGGAAAGCAGCAUUAAAGAAUGCGUUUGCCUUGCUUGGGAAGCAAAGAUUUGAACAUGCCGCAGCGUUCUUUUUGUUAGCCGGCGCUCUUAGAGACGCCAUUGAGGUAUGCUUGAAUAAAUUAAACGAUCUGCAAUUAGCGAUGGUCAUUGCUAGAUUGUACGAGGACGACACUACUUCGCCGAACUUGAGGAGAUUGCUUUAUGAGGAAAUUUUGGGCUGCGACAAAGAUGGCCUGAAUCAGGACAUGAACAAGGCCCAUCCAGAUCCAUUUUUGCGUAGUAUGGCACUCUGGAUUCUCAAGGAUCACUCGGGAUCGCUCAACACUUUACUUUUAACAAACGUUGGAACCUUACAUCCGCAGUACAACGAUGAAUCGGAUAAGCCUGAAGGUAGCACGGCGAAUCCGAACGUUUUCAACUUCUACGUUUACCUCCGUACGCAUCCUUUACUGAUCAGACAAUACAUCGCGUCUACCGCGCAAGAUAAGAAGAAAGGCCACUCGGUAGUCAUACCCGGAUUCAGUUAUGGCACCGAGACGAAAACCCAGCCUGACAAACAAUUGACUCUGGAAGACAGCAUUACACCUUUGGAAAGACAACUUUACUUCACUACGGCCCACGCACAUUUCAAAGCAGGGUGUCCGGCCCUCGCCCUCGAGGUUUUAUCGAAAUUACCGAAUAAAGUGAUGGAGACGAACUGCGAGGACUCGCCAAGCGUUUUGAACAGUCCGAGCAAGGCGAGACCGCAGGACUUCCAAAUAGACACAGGAAUUAUAAGUUGGGACGUUAGUACGAAAGUAAAUGAUACAGUGGAAACUAUGGAUUGGUCGGAGCCGGUUACAAAACAAACCGACGACGAGUUAGUAUUAAAUUGGGACGAUGACGCUGAGAACGAAGACGGCGACAGCUCACCGUUAACCAUGAAGCUAGAUAAAAAAGAAACCAGCACUGAUGUAAACGAUCCAGAAAAAGAUGAUUCAGGCGUUAAAUCGUCGGGACAGUUGGAUAUUAUGGCGCAGCAGUUGAAAUUCGUGGCCUGUUUAAAAAUUUUAAUGGAAGAAUUGUCGACGCUGGCGACUGGGUUUGAAGUAGAUGGAGGUCAGCUCCGAUAUCAGUUGUACGUGUGGUUGGAGAGGGAAGUGGACGCUCUUAAACAGCUCUGCAAUUAUAGCGUCAGUUCAGAUGGAGAUGUGAACAACGCUUCGGAAUACGAAGGUGGUAUGGUAGACGACGUGCCACCGUCUAAGCCUGGUGAACAACCGACGUUACAUGAAAUAUUAGUAGCCGAGAAAUUAGAUUUCGAAGCGAAAGUGCAACGAGCUGCCAAAAGGAAAAAAUGGCUGAAAGCAAACGAAACAUUAUUGCGGACGCUGCUGUCUUAUUGCUCCCUCCACGGAGCAUCUGGCGGUGGCUUAGCAUCCGUAAGAAUGGAGCUCGUCCUCCUACUGCAAGAAUUACAGCAAGAGAAAACGCAACAGCAGUUACUUAGUCCGCUUCCGUUCCCGACUACUCUUCCUCUUCUCAGUGCCAGCGUCGCGUGCAACAAAACCGUCGUCGCUGAUCCAGUCAGACACCUGCAAUCCCUAGCCCACGAUAUGCUGCAGACGUUAGUAGAAUAUCGUAAUCCACCGAUGCCUACGAGGAACACGCAUUACUGCGAAGUGUUCAUAAUGAGGGAUUUGGCAGUCGCCUUGAGCGCUUGCAUUUACCAAUCGCUCUGCGACUCCGACACUUUCGUCAUGAAACAUCAACAGCCGGACAGUUUCCCAGCAUUUGCAGAGAUCGAGACGUUCUCGGGAGGGCACUUGGUAGCGUCGAAUCGACAUCAUCGGAGGUACUCGACGGACGACGGUGUUUGUAUUACCACUUCUCCGUCCAAGUGGCCAGGCGUGACCAACUUGCGCGCGCUGUUGGCCCGUGAGAAGGACGAAGAUACGCCGAAAUUGAAUAUUCUUCUCUGCGAAUCAUUCGUAGCGACUUACAUGAGUUUGGUUGUUUACGCGUUGUGGAGCUGCGACAGUCACAUUCUUUAUAGACUUGUGGGUCAGCAUUUUGACAAUAGCACCUGGUCUUGUCUGUUUGGAGGCGGAGUAAAGAAAUUGCUACGCGUUGCGAGCACGAGUAGUCAGGGUGGAGGGAGCGGUUCGAUAGACAAAGGAACUACUAAUGGUGGCUCGACCGAAACGCAAAGCGCCGCGGGAGCCAUGUGGAACACUAUGACCUCGUUGACCAAGCAGCGUGUAAAACUGAACAUGAAACUGUUGGGUCAGUUCACGUGUCAGCAGCCAAACAUGAAGGAAGACAAACCGACGUAUAGGGAACAAUUCGUUUCACCUCAAAUGAGCAUGAUAUCCUACUUCUUAAUGAAGCCGCAAAUAGAUCGCGAGUACGCGGAUGAAAUCGAUUACGAUUCUUCCGAUUCCGCGGUGUCGGAUCUGGACUCCUCUGAGGAAGAGGAAGACGUGUUCGACACCAAUUCGAAACCAAAGAAUAAACCAAAGGACAAUACAGAACACUCGAAUCCAAACUCGUAUAGUUGGUGUGUUAUGCGAUUAGCUAUAGUGAAAAUACUGCAAAAACAGCUUCAGGACUUCUUGAAUGUCGCCGGCAUAGAGAUGCAAGAGUUGCCCGUGAAUAGUCCGUUGAUUCAUGGGACAUUAGCCGUGGUGGCACAAUGGCAAGAAACGUUACGCGAGGAAGUGGACGGUAGAGGACCACCGCCGAUCAAUUACAUCCCUGGUUGCGCACCAGAUCCAGCUCCCACGCCGGGGAAACCGGCGAUUCAUAAAUACCGGUCGCUACUCGAAAAGAGCAAUACCCCGUUCAAUACGCGUUUAGCAUCGGCGGCGCCUGCAAAUCGGUUGUGGUGCUACUUGGUGCGUCAAGAAUCCGUGCAGGAGAUAUUUAUCCGAGCCGUCUUCGGGAAACGUAGAUCGCUGUCAUCGAUUCUCGAGAGCAACCAAGCCGCGAUUGACAAUUUGAAUCGUGGAACAACCGCGGACGACAAAGGUAGCGAUAGCGGAACCACCAGCUUGCCUGAGCCCGUUCGAAUUAUUCACAAGGAACAAGAUAGUAUCAGUGCCUUCUGUCUUAAUCAGGUGAACCCAGGGUUAAUGGCUCUGGCCACUCCGCGAGAAGUGCAAGAGAUGAAUAUAUCGCUAUUACUAGAACUUCCGUCCUGGUUGGAAGACGAGUGCGAAUUCGAUAUUAUUAAUUUGAACAAACAGCCAGAACCCGAACCGGUGCAACCAACUAGUUUCUUAGUCAUCCAGACUGCAGCAGAUCGACCGUUGCUUGCCCAAAGCCCGCAGACGAACAGCCCACAGACUCAAUCGGGUAUCGCCAGUCAAAGUGGAAGAGGAGCUAGCGUGAUGAAGGGGAUGCCCGCUUUUCCUGGCUCCCACGACCUGCGUUUCUGUCAAUUUGUUGCCGAUAGGAGCAAACACUUGUUGCAACCGAUUCUGAAGCAUAAAAUCGACGGCGUCAGGAGAAUCUCUUCGCAUCCUCUUCUGCCAUUAUAUUUGACGGGCUCUCAGGAUGGCUCCGUGUCUCUUUGGGAAUGGGGGCAUCAGACCGCUGUUGCGACUCCUAGACCAUCGGGCACCUUUGCCAAAGUGACCCGAGUUCGAUUCUCGCAUCACGGUAACAAGUUCGGUGUCGCAGAUUCCGAUGGGCAUCUCAGUCUGUUCCAAGUGGCCUGCAGAGAAGGAACGGCGCGACCAUUCUUUAAUUAUCAGUGCCAUAGUAAGGUGACGGCCGAUUUUGUCUUCCUUGGUGCCUGCAGCUUGAUUGCCACUGCCGGUCAUGGUUCCGAAGGACGUAACGUAGCGCUUUGGGAUACUCUACUUCCGCAAAAUAAAUCUCUCAUUCAAGGCUUUAUGUGUCACGAGCAAGGAGCUAGCUCGUUAAUACUUGCACCUCAACAUCAGCUUUUGAUCAGCGGUGGAAAGAAAGGCGACAUCAAUAUAUUUGAUGUACGGCAACGACAACAGAGGCAUCGUUUCCAGGCUCAUGAAUCGGCUAUCAAGUGCUUGGCUCUCGACCCGCACGAAGAAUUCUUUGUCAGUGGAGCUGGUGACGGUGAUAUUAAGGUAUGGGGACUAACUGCCCAUUCUCUGCUUUAUUCUUUCCCCGGGGAGCAUCCACGAUCUAGUUUCUUUAAAAACAUCGGACAGGGCGUAACGCAAUUGCACGUCGAUCCUGCUGGCCGUUUAUUUUCAUGCGGCGCGGACGGUUCGAUGAAAGUGCGUCAGCUGCCGGAACGAGAUUGCGUCGUGCACACUUUAUACUAAACUAGUUGAAGAGCAUCAAGAUGUUCCGUUAGGUAAAUAAAAAUAAGUUCGUUCGCUUAUAAAACGAAUGCAAACUACCGCUAAAAUCAUAAACGCUGAGAUAUGAGAAUCGCGUGCAUACGUUCCUUAUUAAACUCUUUCUUACGCAAGACCGCAUAAGGAACUUAUCGUAGAUAAAAAUUCGACGUUCAAGUUAUCGAGCACGCCUGUUUUUGUUUUUGCCUUAAGAAACUGACCACACACGGCGAUAAUGAAAAAUAUACGAGAAAAUAAUUAUAAUCAUCGAUGUAUUUAAAGUAUUAAAAAAAAGAAGAGUCAUUCAGCUGAUAGUAUGUUUAAAAUUGAAACUUAUUUUCUGUUUUUCUUCUGUUUAGAAACGCAGGCUUAAAUUGCAGAUUGUUGAAAGUUUCCUUGAUUUACCGCGGCGAUUGUUGUUCCUUUGUAGAGAAUUAAAGUUAGACAAACGAGCCAAAACUACAAUCGAGCUGUUAAUUAUAUAUGAGUAUUAAACAUACAUGUAUUAUGUUGUUUUUGCAUUUGCAAAUCUAGUAUUGUACAAUUAACUUUUCGUCGUACGGAGAAGACGUAGCCCUAUUUAUUUACAUCGUGGCGGAAU